AUGGCCCCGGUUGCUAAUUCGUCUGCCACGGACGCUUCGGCGCGUGGCACGGCCCCUAACCCUACGGCUGCCCGCCAUGAGCAGCAGCAGACGAUUCGUGUGGCCUCGGACCGCUUGACGUACUCGCCUGAGUACAUAACAGCGCAGUACGAGUACCAGAACACACACAUUGAGCGCCAAGCUGGCGCCGAUGGUGUGGAGGAACUUGUGGCUAGGCCGUACAAGCAAGAGUUUGAGUUCCGUACGAAGCGUGCGCUGCCCAAGACGGGUUUGAUGCUUGUUGGUUUGGGUGGUAACAAUGGUACUACCAUUACGGCUACGAUUCUGGCGAACCGUCACAAUGUGCAGUGGCACAACAAGGACGGUCUGCAAACGCCCAACUACUAUGGCUCACUUGUUCGUGCAUCGACCAUCCGUCUGGGUAGCGAUGCUUCUACUGGCAAGGAUGUGUGGGUGCCGUUCAGCAAUGUGCUGCCAAUGGUCCACCCUAAUGACUUUGUCGUGGGCGGUUGGGACAUUAGCGGUCUGCCGCUGGACAAGGCCAUGGAGCGUGCCAAGGUGCUGGACUAUGACCUGCAGCGCCAGGUGGCGCCUAUGAUGGCAGAAAUUAAGCCGUUGCCGUCGGUGUACUACCCGGACUUUAUUGCUGCGAACCAGGAGGAGCGCGCAGACAAUGUCAUUCCGGGCACGAGCAAGAAAGCGCACGUGGAGCAGCUGCGUCAGGACAUUCGUGCGUUCAAGCGCGAGCAUGGCCUGGACCAGGUGGUGGUUGUGUGGACUGCGAACACGGAGCGCUACGCGGAGAUCCUUCCUGGUGUCAACGACACGGCGGACAACCUGCUGGCGGCUGUGGAGAAGGACCACGACGAAGUUUCGCCGUCGACCAUCUUCGCCAUUGCGUGUAUCCUUGAAAAUGUGCCGUACAUCAACGGUGCGCCGCAGAACACGUUUGUGCCGGGUGCGAUUGAGCUGGCUGAGCGUCACAAGGCGUUUAUCGGUGGCGACGAUCUCAAGACCGGCCAGACGAAGGUGAAGAGUGUGCUGGCCGAGUACCUCGUGAACGCCGGCAUCAAGCCGCUGUCGAUUGCGAGCUACAACCAUCUGGGCAACAAUGACGGCUACAACCUCAGCUCGCAGCGCCAGUUCCGCAGCAAGGAAAUUAGCAAGAGCAGUGUCGUGGACGACUGCUGCGAGGCGAACCAUUUGCUCUACCGCCCUGGCCAGCCGGCCAAGGCGGAUGGUUCCGCCGCUGUGAAGGGCGAGCGUCCGGACCACUGCAUUGUAAUCAAGUACGUUCCUGCGGUGGGCGACCAGAAGGUGGCGAUGGACGACUACACCAGCGAGCUGUGCAUGGGUGGCCGCAACCGUUUGUACGUGACGAACCUGUGUGAAGACUCGCUUCUCGCGAGCCCGCUGCUCAUUGACCUGGCCAUUCUUGCCGAGCUGAUGACGCGUAUCACGUACCGCGUGCCUGGCGACGCCGAGCCGGAAUGGGAGUCGAUGUACUCGGUGCUGAGCUUGCUGAGCUACAGUCUCAAGGCGCCGCUGGUCAAGCCCGGCACAGAUGUGGUGAACAGCUUGAACCGCCAACGUGCUGCUGUGACCAACUUCCUGCGCGCCUGCUUGUCACUCGCGCCUGAGAGCGAUCUGCUGCUGGAGACGCGUCUUUGGUAA
Malassezia pachydermatis is the source of this 1674-nucleotide messenger RNA. Its product is annotated as myo-inositol-1-phosphate synthase. Gene Ontology annotation, biological process: inositol biosynthetic process; phospholipid biosynthetic process. The record is from RefSeq and is a predicted model, not a curated record. Gene Ontology annotation, cellular component: cytoplasm. NCBI's taxonomy places the organism in Eukaryota, Fungi, Basidiomycota, Malasseziomycetes, Malasseziales, Malasseziaceae. The transcript has a single exon. The coding region runs from base 1 to 1674 and encodes 557 amino acids. Gene Ontology annotation, molecular function: inositol-3-phosphate synthase activity.